Messenger RNA from Rodentolepis nana, 4254 nucleotides. NCBI's taxonomy places the organism in Eukaryota, Metazoa, Platyhelminthes, Cestoda, Cyclophyllidea, Hymenolepididae. The record is from the annotation of a GenBank genome assembly.
AUGGUUGAACGAGGUAUUGCGAAGCUGCAAACAAGCGUGUAUGAGGGACUGAUUCGUUCCUUCCUUCUUCAAACAAGCCUCCUCCCACUACCAAUUCUCAAUGAGGAAAUGGAAUUCUGUUGUCAAUCGGAGGAAUCUCUGGGGGCAGUUCAAUUGCCACUUAAUAUUACAGCGCCAUUCGCUUUGCCACCUCUCCAAGGAUUCUGCCAGAGUUUUGCUGGCUUCACUGUAGAUUUGGAGAAAGGAUUCUGCGAGUAUGCGCCCAUUACAGAACAACCGGAGUCGAUCCUGGUUUGGCCACGUCGAGUUUUCCCCAGCAAUCUUCGAGGCAAAACUGAAAUUGUUCUUACUUGCAGCGAAUCCUCGUCUCUUAAUUCAAAUUCAAGAGUACGGAACUACAUGAUGCGUCAUCGACAAGUUUGGUUGAAUCCCACGCCAAUGCAAGACUUUUCGUCUAAUGAUGCAAUGGAACUGUGUUUUAACGAGGUACCAGGAAGUGAAGUGCCUACCAGAUCGGAAAGUGGUUAUUUGGAUUACUGUAUCAUUGCUUUCGGAACUUGUCCAAAUGAAGAUUUCGAGUUGGUUUCUGCCUUUCCAUAUCAGCAAUAUAUAGUCUGCUGUAUUAAACAGACGUCAACCACUCCAGUCGUAGGAGAUUUGAACAAGAACGUCUCAACCUGGCCAGAAAAAGUCCGUUCAAUCGUGACUCUGGGCAGAAAGUGUUCAGGAGAUGAGGAUAAGGUCAAGGAUCUUGCUGCCCCAACGGAGCUUCACCGAGAUCUUAAACAACCCGAAACUGAUGAAGGAUGCCCAUACUUUCAAGAGUUUUCUCUUAUUCGACGAUUUGUCAAAAUGUGGCGACCUAAACGCUACAAAACAAUGUUCACUAGACCAUCUAUUUUCAGUCUUUUGAAUGUCACGGAGAAAGGUAAUAGUAGUAAGGAUGCAUUCGCCAAAAGGACAGGAAUGUGGCUUCAGAAUGGUAUCCUACAUGUAAUCUUUUGCGAAUACCAAACUAAUAGGCCUGCUGAACCUAGUACUGGUGUUGCUUGGCCAAUUGAUAAUUAUGCCAUUCCUCAACCGGUGACGGGUUGUCCACCAGAUUUUAUUUCAACAUCGUUCCUUCAUCUGCAAGGCCUAAACGGGUUCCACUAUUCACAGCCGAUACACCUUGCUGGUAACUUUAUUGCUCAUUCAAGAGCAGCAAAAUUGAGCUACUGUCAUAGAGAAGUUGAUCAAUCACCGAAUCAAUGGAGCAAGCAGCAAACAACAACCCUUCCUCCUGGACAUUACUGCGUUCUUCUUGUUGGCCGAAGAUGCCCAGCUGGCUUUUCUGCUGGAAGCGUCUCAGUAUUUGAAGGGCUUUUAAAGCCAAAUGAAACAGAGAGUGGCUAUGAUGCUCAGCUUUCUGAAGCCUCUAAUUUGCCAACGAGUGUUAACUCUACCGCCCACAGUGCUCCUCAAAUCUUGCGAGACAAAGUGGAGAAGGCGGAGACGGGUUUAUCUUUCGAUCGAGUCACCUACAUGUUCUGUUGUCGAGCUGAUUCUCCUUCGGCAUCAAUUCCCAUUGCAGGUUUUCCUAAUGACACUGGUCCCUUUUACCUCUAUCGAGCAGGGGAAAUGUGUCAAGAAGUAGCGGGAAUGCGCGUCACGGAGGAAUUUAUUUGUAUGGACGCCCCAGAAUUCCUCUUAGGGAACAAUCCCUCCUUGUCCAUGCAGUGGGAGGUUGUAGACAAAACUUAUCAAAUCGAGGGCUUUACUCCAACUCUCUCGAUGUAUUCCGAACACUGUAAUGUAAAGAUUAAUCUCUGUUACUAUGAAACGACCAUUCCUGAUCCUGAACCAGAGACCCAAGAACAAAACAAUGGAACAGCAUGGCCAGCUGGUUCUUAUUCCCUCCUCACUACGAUUCGCCAAGAUGGUAUACUGGCUUGUCCACCUGGAUUCAAUCUGGCUAUUCGUUACAACAUUCCUCCCAAAGUAAUUGCAAACACCUUCUUCCGUCCACUAUCCUUCUCCGAAUACUUUACUCAGAGACCAAGAGUACCAGAUGACCUCCUGGCUAUGGUCAAUGGAACCUGGUUAUCGACGCUGCACACGUGUGAGAGGAAUGAAAGCGAUGUGCCAUUGAGCUAUAAUCUCACCAACUUUCCUGAUUGGCCGCCGGGAAAUUACUGCGUUCUAAUGGAUACUCAUACAAGAAAUUGUCCACCGGGUCUCCAUCGAUUCACACGACAGCUUGCUGAACUAUGUUGUCAUACAGCAAAGACAAAUCCAACCACGCCGGUAAAGUUCCCCUUCGUUGGCGACUUCUUCCUGAUGGGAGCUUUUGAUGAGCCGGAUCUGGCAUGUCUUCCGGUUGAGAAUGCACAUGUGGAGAAGUAUGCAAUGCUGAUGUAUUCAGCUUCAGGUUCACAGCCGCAUAUCCACAGUCUCUGUCACUAUUUACCUCUCGAAUGGCUUAAAUCCCGGCGUGCAUGGCCACCAGGAAAUUAUCUUCUGCCAAUUGGCAAACGUGGUGAAUAUUUUCCAGCGCUGGAAUCCAGAAUUAAAUUCCCCUGUCCUCCUGGUUUCCACCGCAUCAUGCAUGCAUACGCAACUCACGAGGGAGAAUUCCCAACAGAUGCCAAUGAGAAGCUGAUCGGCUCCGAAGUUAAUAUUCAGUUUUGCCAACGAAACUCUUGGGAAGUUGUGAGUGAAGAUGAUGCAAUUUGGCCGAAAGGAGAUUACUGUAUCAUUGUGAGUGGAGCUAUUUGUCCUAAAGAAAUGAGAGCCUCCAAUGAGCUAGUAAUGCGUGUGCCACGUAGUAUCCUAGUUGCAAUCCAUAAUGUCACUGAUUAUGGCGAGAUAAUUGACGGCCAAACUAUUGUUUUGGGAAAUCAUCAUCGUAAUGUGACCUAUUAUUCAGUUUGCUGCAGAGAAGAUAAGCAACUUUUGGUUGACUUGCCACAUUCCGGGGGAAUGUAUCUCCCAAAGGGUUCAAGCGUGUGCUCAAGCAUUCCUGGCACUUACAUUGAACACGAACACGUUACAACAUUCUUGGACCCAACACUUCUUGAUCCAUAUAUCUAUGAAUAUUCAACCGAGGUGGAUGAAAAUCGUCGUACACAACAAUCAAGACAACAGCGAUGGGUUCCUCGACCAUUUGACGCUCCAGGUAUAAUGAUACUUUGUUAUUACCACGAAAUGAAGAAGAUGAACACCUCUAAUGGUACUCAAAAAGGCAAUUCGCUGGAGGAAUUAUUCCACGCUGGAACCACAGAACUAUCAACUUGGUUGGCUGAUGAAUGCGGAUGUGCUAAGAAUGCGUUUUGCAAACCUUUCAAACGAUUCACCUGUCAAUGUAAGAAGGGUUUCUUCGGUGAUGGAAUUCGUACUUGUAUGCCUGUUACACCCUUGACGGAUGCUUGCGCAAAUCUUUGCCAUCGUCAUGCCGAAUGUGAGAGCCUUCGGCCUCACGCCUACAUUCCUAUCCUUACGGUGGAUACGGUGUGCAAGUGCAAGAAAGGAUUCGUGGGUGACGGUUUUCACUGUAUUCCACAAUGCAGUGCUUACACAUGCCAACCAUAUAGCAGAUGCAGAAUUAAGAACGGAGAACCCAUAUGUGUUUGUGUUCCCGGAACAAUUGAGGAUGGAGAGAAGUGCCAUUUUGAUAUCUAUUCAAGCGUGCAGGCGGAGAAGGAUUUGCCACAGUACAUGCUUCAGCAUCUCGCCUGUUUCACAGAAGAUGUAUUCAAGUCUUUGGUUAUGCAACAACCGAAACGAUACUUCCUGCUUUUUGCACCACCCCAAUUGCUGAAAACUUGUGAGGAAAUUUUGUCCCAUAUUGCAAUGCUGUCGAGUGAAUCGGAGUAUAACCAUUUCCUGAAUGCCACUGUAUAUCAUCUCACCUCUCUUAACGGUACUCUUAUCACUGUCAAUCAAACGGAAACGCUAAGGAUUAAUGAUAUGGAAAUUAAAGACAAACCCAUUAUCUUUACAAAUGGCAGAAUCUACUAUACACCUGCUAUAUUUGAAUACAUUCCGGCUCCAACUUAUUCAUCCGCCAGCAUAGCCGGCAUCGUGGUCUCUCUCUUGCUUAUCUUCCUACUUCUCGUAAUUGUUGGGCUCUUCUACCUUCGACGUCGCAGACCUGAUUUGGCCAUUUUUAACCUACGAAGACCUCAAUUCCAACGUGUGAAUCUUGGCGUGCGGAAUGCAAGUUGGCGGGAAUCCAAGGGCGUGUUACUAGCUUCUGAAGAUGCUGAUGAAUAA